CAAAAUUCUAAGAAGAAAUUGUCGGUUUUGUUUCACCACUUUAUAAGGCACCCAGCAAAACAUUUUGAGGAAAAUCCAGCUCUAAUUUCUGACUUAACAGGGACAUCUAUGUGGGUUCCAGUAAAAGUAUCCAAAUGGACCUAUGUGGCUUACAAUGAAUCUAAUAAGAUAUAUUUUGCAUUUCCUCUUGCAAAUCAUAGAAAAAUCUACACUCAUGUCUACUGUCAGAGCACUAUGCUGGAUACAAAUAGUUGGAUUUUUGGCUGCAUAAACACCACUUCCAUGUGCCAGCAAGGAGUUGAUUUAUCAUGGAAAGCUGAACUGCUGCCAACAAUUAAGUCUCUGAUGUUAAGACUUCAAGACUAUCCAUCUUUGUCUCAUCUUGUUGUUUACGUACCAUCUGUUCAUGGAAGUAAGUUUGUUGUAGAUUGUGAAUUCUUUAAAAAAGAGAAAAGAUCUUUACAGCUUCCUGUAACUCAUCUUUUUUCCUUUGGAUUGACUUCAAAGAAAGUGGUGAUAAACACAAGCGGGCUGUACUACAAUAUAGAACUUUUGAACUUUGGACAGAUAUAUCAAGCUUUUAAAAUCAACGUGGUAAGCAAGUGCUCAGCAGUCAAAGACGAAAUAACUAGUAUCUAUAAACUCCAUGUUCCCUGGUCUUAUGAAGACUCUCUCACCAUUGCACAGGUUCCAUCUUCUACAGAAAUUUCUCUGAAACUCCAUAUUGGUCAACCAGAAAAUGACAGCUAUGUGGCAUUGCUAAAAAUGUACACAUCAUCAAAUUGUCAGUAUGAGGUGACAGUCAAGACUUCCUUUUCACAAAUACUUGGACAGGUAGUUCGGUUUCAUGGUGGAGCUCUUCCUGCCUAUGUUAUAUCUAGUAUCCUUCUUGCUUAUGGAGGACAGUUAUACUCUCUUUUCUCAGCAGGUUAUUGCUUAGAGUAUGCUACCAUGUUGGAUAAAGAAGCCAAACCAUACAAAGUGGAUCCUUUUGUAAUUAUGAUUAAGUUUCUGUUGGGGUAUAAAUGGUUUAAGGAAUUAUGGGACAUGUUGUUGCUACCAGAAUUGGAUGUCAUCGUUCUGACAAGUCAGAGCAUGUGUUUUCCUCUGGUGUCCUUGAUUCUCUUUCUGUUUGGAACGUGCACCGCCUACUGGGGUGACCUGCUCUCUUCGGCAUCUGUGAGGCUCCUUUCCUCAUUGUGGCUAGCUUUGAAAAGACCCUCUGAACUUCCUAAAGAUAUCAAGAUGCUAUCACCAGACUUGCCCAUUUUGACAGUUGUUCUGAUCACAGUUAGUUGGAUAACUUGUGGAGCACUUGCUAUACUUCUCUCCUAUCUUUACUACAUGUUUAAGAUUGUUCAUCUGCAAGCCAUCCUAACAACUUUGAAAAAUAGCCAGCCUGUGAAUCCCAAACACUCUAGAAGAAGUGAGAAAAAAUUCAAUCACCAUAAAGACACUUCUGCCCAGCAUCUCCGCUUAUCUGCUAGUGAUGCUGAAGACAGUCUCCGCAUGCACAGCACUGUGAUGAACUUACUAACAUGGGUUGUGUUACUCAGCAUGCCGUCUCUCAUUUACUGGUUAGAGAAUCUUAGGUAUUAUUUUAAACUUAAUCCAGAUCCAUGUAAACCUUUGGCAUUUAUCCUUGUUCCAACUAUGGCAAUUCUUGGAAAUACUUACACUGUUUCAAUAAAAUCAAGUAAACUGUUGAAGACUGCUUCACAGUUUCCGCUCCCUCUGGCCGUCGGUGUGAUUGCUUUUGGGUCCACACACUUGUAUAGGGUUCCCUGCUUUGUCUUCAUUCCUCUUGUACUCCACGCGUUAUGCAACUUCAUGUGAGGGUGGACUUACGGAAUGACGGAGAUGAAUGAUGCUGUUCGGGCCAGUUAUGAGAGGAAUACACGGCUCCAUCAAUAUGGAUAGCAAGAUCCUUUGAAGAAGACACAUCUAUUUUUUCAGUAUUGAAAAUAGGAAAUUAGUUUUUUAAUGCUUGAGAGAAGUAGCUGCAGCAUGGUUUUGUCUUGUGGUGUGGAAUCCACAUACUAAUCAUUUUUGGAAAACACAUGAAGGGAUGUGGUGGCUACUGUCUCUGAGAACUCCUGUGCAUAUCCCCUAGUCUGUUCUGUCAGCCCUACCCAGAGAACAUCACUUAGAGACUUGGUAGAUGCAGCAUUGUUUAUAAUCUUUCCUUAAGCAUUCUGAGUAUUUCGUCAGGUGUUUUCUGAACAGUGGAUUAUUUUGACUUUUAUAUAGUUUACAUAUUAACAAAUAAGUCUUAAAAGAUUGAUGAAAUUUAUAAAUGUUUGGUUUCUCAAAAGUUAAAUCACCACAAAGAGUCUUUGGUUAGUUUUUGGCAGCCUCAGUGAACAAAGUAGAUGUUUUGGUCUCCUGAUAUCUACGAAAGUAGAGCUCUGAAUUGUAAGGAGACAUUUUUUCCUGGUAACCAAUUCAAGACUUAUGGGUAGAAACAUGACUCAAGCUUAAAACUUAAUGAAAUUUUCUUCCUACUUUUCAAAUAUGAAUCUUAAAUAUUUUUGAUGAAUAUCAGGAGACAAUUAAAGAGAUCUGUUGUUAAAUCUAAAUUGUAAAAUGCUCAUAGAUAUUUACUUCCUGGCAUUGAAACAGUUCAUUUGUUCAGUCUAUACCUAUUGAUUUAACUCAUUGCCCCUAUGGUUGCCAAAAGUGCCUCAGGUCACAAUGGAUUGUUAAAAUAACUAAUAACUCUAAUUUCACACCAUCUUUGUGGGGGAAAAAAAAUCAACGAGAUCAAGUAUGUAGCACCACAUUUGAUGUGUGAUUUUAUACUACUAAUGGAAUAACAGUAGACAACUGUUACCUGUUAAUAGCAUAACUAUAGACAGUCUACCCAGAUAAACUGGAGACAUUGGCCACAGGGCUGAACAGUGGAAUCUUGAUCUGCCUGGGUGGCUUCUAAGAUUACUGUUUGACAAAGAAAGGUUCCUAUUUUAUUUCAUUUCAGAUUUUACUUCACUUUUAGAUCCAAGAGCAGAAAGAAGGUAAUGGAGCAAGGUGAAAAAGUAUCCUCUUUGCUUGAGGAUAGAGUAAAUGCGGCUGAGAGAGUUUUUCUUUGAGAAGUGUAUACUAUAGAUGCCGAAAGUCUCUCAAGUAAAAAAAUUCUUCAGUCCUGGCAAGUCCACAGUUACACGUGUGGACAUAUGUCCUUAUGAGUACCCAGGACUGUCCUAGAGUUCCAGUACCACUUGUCUCCAUUGCAUCUGGAGCCAUUACCGACUCUCAGCUGUUGCUCCCACAGAGGGUCACUCCCACUUCACGGUUUGCAGCACUCCCUCCCUUUUGGGCCUUCUUUGGCCCUUGCUUCCUGGUCUGCACUUGAAGCAGGGCCCACUUGAAGAGGCUCUUGCUCUCACCUCAUGGAUAUUCACUUGAUUCUAUUGUCUUUUGCACCUCCAUGCCUGUUGUUCAGCUUUCAUAUUUUUUGCUGUUGAGACCAUCAAAGGGAAGUGGUAACCUCAUAGGAGACAUGGCAGACAUACCAGGCUCCUUUUUGUUGGAGAGAAGUGGCAGAAGGGAUAAAAUGCAAAACACUUAUGUGUUUCAGCUAAGAGGAAAAGGAGAAUUUAUUUCAUUAUACAUUUGUCCCAUGGCAUAGCACAUACACAUUUGUAAAUAGGGGCACAUCUGCCUAUGUUGCUAUGACUAGUAAAUUAGCUGUGUACACACUCAUAAACAACUUUUACAUACUGUAUCUUUUGUUUUGCCAGCUGAUAUUAUAGUGUAUUGCAAGUUAUAGAUUGAAUGUAUCAUUUAACUGUUUCUGAAUUUGAACUUAGGUCCAUAUACAGAAAGAAUUUUGGAAAAUUAGUUAAUUUGGAUCUUCUCUUUAUAGCUAUAUUAUGUUUACGUAAUCUAAAGUCUCCUUGUGUAGUCAGUACUGCUCACAAAUCAAAUGUAACAAGCCUAAAUUUCCAAUUUGUGAGUAGUGCAUUUGAUUUUUAAAGUAGUGGCCUAGGCACACUAAUUCUCACUAAAAUAUUUUCAUAUGAAUGUAGUUAUCGCCAUGUCCUAAAGUCUAUUUAUGCCAACCAAAUAUUUCAUUUUAAGAACUACUAAAAGGAUUUUAAUUAAAUAUUUUAUAAACUAUGGUAGGUUGGGUCUUUAACCAUUAUAUACAUAUACAUACAGAUGUACACAUAUAUAUUGUGUGUGUAUACACACACUUAAAUUUUGACAGGGUCUCCAUCAAGUCCUGAUGCACUUUAAACUCAAAUAGCUACCACAGACAAGAGGGUAAGCUGUUUCUGAAAAUUUGCAAAAUUGAUGUUUCUAUCACUUGAGAAAAAGGAAGUACUUUGCCUUCAAAUUACACACUGUUUCUGUCAUCAGCCUGUAUUAUUAGCUGCUAAAACAGCCCAGUCCUAUUAGCAGUGUUACUAAACAUGAAGUUGUUUAUUGGCAGUUAGAGAUUACCUAAUUCAGCAAAUUUCUGUGCUCCACUGUUAUGGCAUUCUUAUUUAGAUAUUGUUGAGUUGUGAGUAAAUUUUGUGCUUAUAGAAUAACUUUUAGAUCCUGUUGUUGAUAACUAGAUCAAAUAGACUGGACAGGUAAGAACACUGGGCACUUUCAGUGUUACUAAAGCUUCCUAAGGAGUUCCUACUGAUUGUAAUUUAGAACUGAUGAUGUAAUAGAUAUUGUUAAUGUACUUUUUUCUGGAUCUUUUUCAUGCCAGAAAUCGAACAGGUUCUGCCAACUCUUUCUUUUCCUGGUUGUCACCAGAAUGAAAUAUUUAAAGCAGUGAUUCUAAAAAAGCCAUUUGUGCCUGGCUAACAUUGAUUUUGAGUCUCUUCAACAUAUAUUGAUCAUGUAUUGAUUAAUAUUUAAUUUUGUAAUAUUUUGGUCAGAUAAAUUCAGAUGUAUGUGAUGGAAUACCUUUUCUUGAGUGAGUUCUACUAAUAUAUACAUUAUUAUAAAGUGAGGAAAACAAAAUAAAAAACUACCAUAGGCCUAGUAA
Carlito syrichta (Philippine tarsier) is the source of this 4987-nucleotide messenger RNA. RefSeq names its product post-GPI attachment to proteins 1 (gene PGAP1). Gene Ontology annotation, cellular component: endoplasmic reticulum. Bases 109 to 1836 code for a protein of 575 amino acids. NCBI's taxonomy places the organism in Eukaryota, Metazoa, Chordata, Mammalia, Primates, Tarsiidae. Gene Ontology annotation, molecular function: phosphatidylinositol deacylase activity. The record is from RefSeq and is a predicted model, not a curated record. Gene Ontology annotation, biological process: endoplasmic reticulum to Golgi vesicle-mediated transport; GPI anchor metabolic process. The transcript is spliced from 20 exons.